ACACCUUUGGAGAGUGGAACCGUCUCCGAUUUCAACUCUUACAAGCAACUUCCGAAUCUAGAAAAUCCCAGAACUCUGGGAGCCAUUUCCAGAAGAAGAAGAAGAAAAAUCACUAUGAAGAUCAUGAUGAUGAUGAGAGUGGCGAGGUCCCUCAUCAAUGGCGGUAGUAGUAGUACUAGUAGUAGCAUCCGCAACUUCAACCGCCAUAUUUCCAUGUCGGUCAUUCCAGCAAGGUCUCUGGUCACUGGAAGUAGUUUUAAUCCGGUCGAUGAUUUUUUCUUGGCGAAGAGAAUCGUGACGAUGAUGAAGAUGAGUACGGUUUCAUCUUCUUCGUCGCCGGCGAAAACGACGUCGUUGACGGAGGAGAAGAAUAAGCUUAAAGAGAAGAAGGAUCAAAGCAACGCUAUGGUUUCGAGUUAUUGGGGGGUCCCGAGACAGAGGAUUAUUCGGGAGGAUGGGACCGAGUGGCCAUGGAAUUGCUUCAUGCCAUGGGAGACUUAUGCUGCAGAUUUAUCGAUUGAUUUGAGCAAACAUCAUGUGCCAAAAACGUUUGCCGAUAAGGUCGCUUAUAGGACAGUCAAACUCCUGAGGAUUCCAACGGAUUUGUUCUUCAAGAGACGAUAUGGAUGUCGAGCAAUGAUGUUGGAAACUGUUGCAGCCGUCCCUGGUAUGGUAGGAGGCGUCCUCCUUCACUUGAGGUCACUCCGCAAGUUCGAGCAAAGCGGUGGUUGGAUCAAGGCCUUGCUUGAAGAAGCAGAGAACGAGAGAAUGCAUCUAAUGACAAUGGUGGAAUUAGUUCAACCCAAAUGGUACGAGAGACUACUGGUUCUAGCCGUUCAGGGAGUGUUCUUCAAUGCUUACUUUGUGCUUUAUGUACUAUCACCAAAGCUAGCUCAUAGAGUUGUUGGUUACUUGGAAGAAGAGGCUAUACAUUCUUAUACAGAAUACUUAAAAGAUCUGAAUGAAGGUAGAAUCGAAAAUGUUUCGGCUCCUGCCAUUGCAAUCGACUACUGGAGAUUACCAAAGGAUGCAACCCUUAAAGAUGUCAUUACUGUUAUUCGUGCAGAUGAAGCUCACCACCGUGAUGUCAACCAUUUUGCAUCAGAUAUUCAUUUUCAGGGAAAAGAAUUGAAAGAAUCUCCAGCUCCAGUUGGAUACCAUUGAGGAUUAUAUAUAUAGUCCUAUAUAUAUAUGUAAUAUAUGUGUGUAUUUAUGCAAGUUUGGACUAUUUUACUUGGGACCUGAUGAGGACUUAAAGAGCUUGAAGUUGAACAGCUAGAGAGACCUUUAUCAGAACUUUCGAUUUCAAUGUAUAUCCAUUUUUGGAGGGAUAUAUGGCUAAGUUUUAUCGAUUGCUUAA
This is a messenger RNA of Cannabis sativa, 1360 nucleotides long. RefSeq names its product ubiquinol oxidase, mitochondrial. The record is from RefSeq and is a predicted model, not a curated record. Gene Ontology annotation, biological process: alternative respiration. Gene Ontology annotation, cellular component: mitochondrion. The transcript has 4 exons. Lineage: Eukaryota; Viridiplantae; Streptophyta; Magnoliopsida; Rosales; Cannabaceae. The coding region runs from base 115 to 1164 and encodes 349 amino acids. Gene Ontology annotation, molecular function: alternative oxidase activity.